Molecule: messenger RNA, 986 nt
Organism: Varanus komodoensis (Komodo dragon)
Lineage: Eukaryota; Metazoa; Chordata; Lepidosauria; Squamata; Varanidae
Gene: ATP23
Product: ATP23 metallopeptidase and ATP synthase assembly factor homolog
Exons: 6
Coding region: 69-794 (241 amino acids)
Biological process (GO): mitochondrial proton-transporting ATP synthase complex assembly; mitochondrial protein processing
Cellular component (GO): extrinsic component of mitochondrial inner membrane
Molecular function (GO): metalloendopeptidase activity
Source: RefSeq, a predicted model, not a curated record
UACCGUGGCUGGCAGGGCCGCUCUUCCGGACGGCGUGGAGGCGUGAGGGGGACAGGGCGAGUCUCGCCAUGAAUUCGGAGCAGCCUCGGCAGCCGGGCGCCGAGGAGGAUGACUUCGGGUACGGCCUGUUUCCGGAGCGACGCCGCGGAGAGGGGAAGAAGGAACGGUCAUUCCUCUAUAGAAGAAUUUUCACGUUAAACAAAAGGUGUAUAUGUAUGCUGAAGGUCGCCCUGGAGCAGAAUCCAUAUGCAAAACUGUUGCUUGAGGCUAUGAAGAAUUCUGGCUGCACUGCUUUCAAAGACCGACAUUUUUCAUGUGAAGAUUGUGCUGGGUGUGUCAGUGGAGGAUUUGAUUCGUCAACCUCACAGAUUGUUCUGUGCCAAAACAAUAUUCAUUAUCAGGCUCAUAUGAACAGAGUGGUCACACAUGAACUUAUCCAUGCAUUCGAUCAUUGCCGUGCGCACGUGGACUGGUUCAAUAACGUCAAGCAUUUAGCUUGUUCAGAGAUUCGAGCUGCUAAUCUCAGUGGAGAUUGCUCCCUCAAAAAUGAAAUGGCCCGAUUUAAAUUUGGAUUAAAACAGCAUCAUCAAACUUGUGUAAGAGACAGAGCCAUUCGCUCCAUAUUGGCUGUUAGAAAAGUCAGCAAAGAGAUGGCAGAGCAAGCUGUGGAUGAAGUCUUUGAAUCCUGUUUCAAUGAUCACGAACCAUUUGACAGAGUGCCUCACAACAAAUCAGAUGCAAACUAUGCAUAUAGACAGUUCCAGAACCGUGAACGAUACUAUACAAAUUUAUAGACUGUUCAUCUCUAGCGCAAACUGCAUCAUUUGAGGACAAUUUGCAGAAGAUGAACUGUGAAGAGAACUGGAGUCCAUGAGCAGGGAAUACCCAUGUUGUUUAAUUCCUGUCUUGCGUUUCAUUCGGCAUAACAUUUGCUGUAGCAUUUUUUUCAAUUAUAACAAAGUUAUAAAUGAGAAUUCUACUAGUAA